AUGGGCGAGAAAGUUGAUAAGAGAAUUCAUAGAACCCUUCAGGAAUCAUCAAAUUUAUAUUCCGUUUGGCGUCGAGGGGAAACUAGUAGAAACACCCUUAUGUCGGCCAAUUCCAAUAGUAACAGUAUGGGAUGCAGUAGCCCUACUUUGGACGAUCUACAUAAUGAGAAUGGAUUCUAUCAAGGGAAUGGAGUUUCAAGACCAGAAAAAAUAUCUUUCCAGAAUGUUAAUUAUCUUGACAAAAAAAAUUACGAUGAUGGAAACGAAUGCGUUGGGUCGCCCAACAGCAGUAAAUGUAACGGUGUCAACGAAAAACGGGAAGAUCAAAUUUAUGUACGGGGCAUCGAUUCGGAGCGGAAUAAAAACAAAAUCGAUAACAAAAACGAUGGUGUACGAGAACAAUCGCAAAAUAGCAGAAUCGAGGGUGAGAGCCUUUCCGAUAUUAGAAUGGUGUUCGAAAUUUGCCCAAAUCGAUCGUCGCAACUACCAUUGGGGCAACUGCGCCGAAUCGGUACCUUGGCUGGCAAUGCAUGGACGAAAGAAGAGCCGAAAACACCGUGUCGUCUUGUGGUCCCAAACUUUCAAUCUGGACAAGCAAGAGUUCCGAAACCCAUGUUCCAUGUGCCGACAAGUGAAAAGCAAGAUGAAUCUCGAGAAGAUUGCAACAAUCCAAAAGCUACUCCAAAGAAUCCGCUUAUGAUAGUCGAAAUGAUUGCAAAUAAAAAAGAUCGUAAACGUGUCGCAAAUUAUCUUAACUGUGAUCUCGAAGGAGGAGAUCCUUCUACUUGUAUACGUUAUAUGGAAUUUAUUAAGCUGUAUGGUUUUGAUCAUAUUAUUAUCAUCGGGGAACGUUAUGCUGGACUUCUUUUUCUGGAUUGUUACGGUCGUGUAUUCGAAUGGGACAACUCAACGUGCGGUGUUUUGUGGCCACUUGGAGAUUAUUUGAAUGAAGCACCAAAGGUAUCUCAGACUCACCGCGUAAUGUGGGAUUAUGAGUCCGAUGGGACUGUUGUUGAAUUUGAAGUCGCUGAAGAUGAUUCACUGGAUAAACUAACCUUUGACAUACCCGCCACUGUUGCAAAGAAGAAAAAGAAUUCGAAAAAAAAGCACUCUAAAAAGAAACAGCAUUGA
Molecule: messenger RNA, 1131 nt
Organism: Funneliformis geosporum
Lineage: Eukaryota; Fungi; Glomeromycota; Glomeromycetes; Glomerales; Glomeraceae
Source: the annotation of a GenBank genome assembly